CGAGCUACGAGCCUAUCUGGGCCAGUUGCCCAGAUCCACUAACUAGAUCUGGCCAAGCUGCCUUUGUGAUUGGCCCAUUUCUCCCCCUUACUUGGUGAGAAACCAGGAAAAAAAAAAAACACAAAAACCAAAAAAAGCGACCAAAAAAGAAUGAUUUGUGAUGGUUCAGAUUAAUUAAGGAUGCCCGUUUCCUUCUCCUCCUUCUCUUCCCCCUCUUUCUCCCUCUCCUCUUCAUUCUUUCGCUUCGUUCUGCGUUUGUUUGCUCUUCUUGCUGGUGGUGGGCUGUCCUCGUGCGACCUUUGCGCACAUCCACUCCUUCGUUUCUAUUCAUCUGGUCCCUCCUUUCAUAUUCGUUUAUACGACUGUCUUUCCCUCGCCCAGCCACAGCAGAAGCAACGACUGUCCGACUUGUUCGCAGAUUAUACGGAAUAAUUGAUCGAUAUAUACGCUGUCCCCCGCUGAUUCCUCCGAAGAAAGACCCUCCAUUAUGUCUCUCCUUUUCGUCUUCGGCCUCUUGAUGGCCUGCAUCAGCUCGGUGAUGGCCCAGACCUUCACCGACUGUAAUCCUCUGAAUGAAACUUGUCCAGCUGCUCCAGCCCUGGGCACCAACCACACAUGGCAUUUCAACUCCACCGUUGAUGAUAACAUUUGGACAGUUACCAACGGCGAGCUCUCCUACACCGAUGAGGGGGCCGAGUUCAGCAUCAUCAAGAAGCUCGACUCGCCCACUCUGCAGUCCAACUUUUACAUCUUCUUUGGAAUCGUCGAGAGCCAUGUGAAGAUGGCCAAGGGCGGUGGUAUCAUCAGCAGUGUGGUCCUGCAGUCGGCCGACAGGGACGAGAUCGAUUGGGAAUGGGUCGGAUACAACACUAGCGAGGUGCAAUCCAACUACUUUGGCAAGGGAAAUGACACCUCGUUUAACCGGGGUGGAUACCACGCCCUCGAAAACGCUGAUACAGAGUUCCACAACUAUACCACCUACUGGUCUCAAGAGAAGCUCGAAUGGUGGCUGGACGGCAAUCUGGUCCGCACUCUCCUACCAGAGGAUGCCGUGGACGGUCAGAACUACCCCCAGACUCCCAGUAACAUCCGGUUUGGCGUUUGGCCUGCCGGUGACUCCGGAAACCGCCAGGGUACGAUCGAGUGGGCAGGUGGUGUGGUCGACUAUGAUGCCGGUCCAUAUACCAUGGUGGUCAAGAGUGUCCGUGCUGUGGAUUUCCAUACCGGCAAGGAGUAUGAAUAUGGCGACCACUCUGGAUCUUGGGAGAGUAUCAAGGUUGUUGAGGGUAACUCGACCACUGUCACUGAGCUCAACAAGCCCCCACCGAAAUCCCUGUCCGAGAAAUGGGCCGACCUGCCUACAGGAGCCAAGGUUGGCAUUGGAUGCGGUGCUGCCGCUGCAGGUGUCCUUGCCGUGGCUGCUUUCUUGAUCUUCUGCCUGAGACAGCGCCGCAAGGGCCGUCUGGAGCACGCCCUCGAAGACUCCAAAUUUAGCUCGGACCGCAACGAGAUGAACAACUUCCAGUCCGACUGGAAACAAAGCGAAUGGAGACACAAGGGCUACCAACCGGUGGAAUAGACCAACCCGUAAUAGAAAAUCAUCUUGUGCAUACAAAACAGAAUCAGAACAAAUACCCAGUCCCAUUCGACAACACGCAAACAGUCGGCCCUAUCUGCACAUACGUUUCCGGGGAUUGAUUAUGAGAAGCCAUCCUCGCGCCGUUCGGCAGGCCGAUAUGGCUCGGGGAUCGCCGCGAUUUACAUAUAUUAAACUCAAACUUCGGUUAUCUGGCGUCCGUGGGGCGAUGGGCUCCCUGAUUCAUUCAUGAAAUCUGUCUGUUUCCGACCAUUUCUUUUUGGUUAUGUUGAUACUUUGUCUUUGUAUAUACCAACCGCGUUCUUUGGUGUCAAUGUUCCUUUUUU
Messenger RNA from Aspergillus wentii DTO 134E9, 1923 nucleotides. RefSeq names its product glycoside hydrolase family 16 protein. Gene Ontology annotation, molecular function: hydrolase activity, hydrolyzing O-glycosyl compounds; glycosyltransferase activity. Gene Ontology annotation, biological process: fungal-type cell wall organization; carbohydrate metabolic process. The record is from RefSeq and is a predicted model, not a curated record. Lineage: Eukaryota; Fungi; Ascomycota; Eurotiomycetes; Eurotiales; Aspergillaceae. Gene Ontology annotation, cellular component: fungal-type cell wall. The transcript is spliced from 2 exons. The coding region runs from base 488 to 1579 and encodes 363 amino acids.